This is a messenger RNA of Drosophila obscura, 1119 nucleotides long. RefSeq names its product sentrin-specific protease 8 (gene Den1). Gene Ontology annotation, biological process: proteolysis. The transcript has 2 exons. Gene Ontology annotation, molecular function: cysteine-type peptidase activity; deNEDDylase activity. The record is from RefSeq and is a predicted model, not a curated record. NCBI's taxonomy places the organism in Eukaryota, Metazoa, Arthropoda, Insecta, Diptera, Drosophilidae. The coding region runs from base 315 to 962 and encodes 215 amino acids.
CGGCCCCCCAAUCAAGCCCCAAAGCAGAUUGAUAAAAGUGAACCUUGGAAAAUUUUUUUGCACAAUAUUGAGUAUUUUAAAAUCUGAGAGUGCACUGCAAGUGAUAAUAAGUCCAGGAGUGUUGUCGCCGUCGUACCCAAAUAAAUGAUAAUACACAAGGGAACUAUAAUUAAAGCAACUUGUAAAGUUAAAGUUCGCAGGGGGGACGCAGCCAUUUUUUCUGGCAACACACACGCCAGAACCAGAGUUCGAAUCAGACAGCGGCCUCGAGACGCAUCGGUGGAAACAGAUACAACAACAACCAUCACUCGAAGAUGAGCACCAACUCGAAGGCGGAUCCCAUCUCGCUGAGCUUCCACGACUCGUGUCUGCGAAUGUCCGACGUGCAGUUGCUGCACGGGCCGCGCUGGCUAAACGACCAGAUUUUGAGCUUCUACUACGAGUACCUGACGCACGUGAAGUAUAAGACAAACAACGAUAUCGUGUUCAUAGCCCCCGAGGUGACCCAGUGCAUGAAGUACAUGGAUGACCAGGAGCUGGAGCAACUCAUGGAGCAGAACAACGCCACCAAGAAGCCGUUUAUAUUCUUCGCCAUGAACGACAACAGAAGUUUCGAAGCCGGUGGCACCCACUGGUCACUGCUGGUCUUCUCGCGCCCGGAAAAGACCUUCUAUCACUUUGACUCGUAUGGAAACAACAAUACAAGCAACUCUGUGGAGCUGAUGAACAAGGUGAAGGAAACUAUGGACGUGCGUUCGGCCAAGUUCCGACCAAUGCGCUGCCUGCAACAGGCCAAUGGCUAUGAUUGCGGCAUACACGUCAUUUGCAUGACCGACCAUAUUGCCGAUUACCUGAAUAGGUAUGAGGUGAUGGAUGGUCUACCGCCACUGCAGGUGGACACUGUUAAAGCCAAACGCACGGAGCUACUGAAGCUGAUCCUGUCGCUGGGCGGCAAGGGCUAGAUCUCGUUCCAUUCCUCAAUUUUCUAGUUUUAAAUAACGAAAUCAAUGUUGUAAAUGUAACAUUUACGCAUUACCCCUCCAAACAAACAUACAUACUCUCAAACACACACACUUAACAUACACACAUACAUCCUGAAAAGGGCGGGAGAGAUAGAGA